Molecule: messenger RNA, 2085 nt
Organism: Entrophospora sp. SA101
Lineage: Eukaryota; Fungi; Glomeromycota; Glomeromycetes; Entrophosporales; Entrophosporaceae
Source: the annotation of a GenBank genome assembly
AUGUUAAACAUUGUUAUAAAAAUUAAUGACAAAGAAUUCAAACAAAUACUUAAUGUCGACCUAAAAUUAUCAAAAGUUCGUAUAUUUAUCUUAAAAAAUCCUGAAAUUCAAAGUUAUAUUGAUUACUCUGAAAAUAUUUUAAUCUUUCAACAUAAUGGUAAUGAUAUUGAUGUAAAUAGAGAAAACCAAGCAUUAUCAAAGAUUCUUGUUAGUAAUGAAUUAUUUAUUAAAACAUUCAAAAAUAGUGAACCUACUGAUGUUUCAUUUCAAAUUGAAGGAGUAGGGCAUUUUGAAGAGUUGCCUUUAAAUAUGAAAUUGGACAUAGUUAGAUUAUUUAUUUUAAAUAAACGUUUAGGUUAUGAUAAUUAUUCAUUUAUACAUCCAAUUUGUGGUGAAAUAGGAGUAGAUAAUGAAUAUAAAUAUACUUUGGAGAAAAUAAUUGAAAAAAAUGAUAAAAAUAUUAAUUUGAUAAACUUAAGCAAAAAAAACAGACCUAAUUUGUCAAAGUUAAUUGAAUCUUGCGAGUCUGGAUUUAAUAUGACAAAAGAUGAGGGAACUAAAAAGGCUCCUAGAAAAGCAAUUACAAUUAUAGAUCCCAAAUUUGAAGAAUAUGAUAAUCCAAAAAUAAGAGGGUUUGUUAAAAAAUGUAAUGAUGUGCAAGAAAAUUUAUAUGAACGUAACAUAGCUUUGGUUGGCAAUUUAUUAUUACCAUGGCUAUCAUCUUGUAUUGGUUUAAAAAGUUCAAUUGAAUUUGAAAAGAAAUUGGACAUGGCUACUUCAUAUUCAAUUGAAAAAUCAGAAUAUGCAUCAAUUGAAUUUACAAAAUCAAAUUAUUGUUUGAAACCUGAAUUUGAAGAUGAUGUUAAAUCUGCAGUUGAUUCAAAAUUAUCAUUAAAAGAAAAACUUGAGAAACUUGAGAAAAUCAUUGAAAACUAUGGUCAAUUUAUAUCCAAAAAAAUCAUUUUUGGUGGUAAAAUUGUAAAACAACUUACAAGUGAAGCAAAUCAAGUUGGAGAGUCAUCUUCAAAUACAAAAAACAUUGAAUUAAAUAUAAGUCACCCAAGAACUGUUGGUGCUGGUGCAUCUGCAAGUAAAACAAAAUCAGUAAAUGAUAUUACAAGAUCAAGUGAAACUAUAUCAUAUCAAUGUACAAUAGGUGGAAAUGGAAAUGGAGCUCUUUUAGAUGAUUGGUAUGAAUCUCUUCGUGAUCCUGAUAAGUGGGAUAUAAUUGAAUAUAAAGAUGUUAUACCUAUAUUUGAAAUAUUACCAGAUGAUCUAAAAAACCAAGUAUUGAAAAUUAUUGGCCAAAAAAUACUUGAUGUUAAAACUUGUAGAAUUGUUUACGAUGCUGAAAAAAAUAAAAAUAAGGCUUAUGUUCAUAGAUUAGUGCAUAAUAUUCAAGAUAUUGAUAAAUGUCAAAUAUUUUCAACAAUAAUUAGUUAUAUAAUUGUUGGAUAUGGUUUUAGAUCUAAACCUGGGCUAGAUAUUAGAUUUAUUGGCGAAGAAAAGCAAAUUAAACAUUAUAACAAUAGAUUUAUUGCAGAAAUUGAAAGACCAACAAAUGAAGGAUCAAUAAUUGGAUCUUGUGUGAUUAAAUCAUAUCAAAAUCCAGUUGAUCCAGAGGAUUCAAAAAUUAUCAGUUUACAUUUCCAUCCAUCAGAUAAAAAAGUCUGUAUUCACAGUUAUGACCUUAAUACCAAAGAAAUAAUUGAACCCUCCUUAGAUGAUUGUUAUAUUCAUUAUAGCACAUUUGAAUUCUCAGGAUCUGAUGAACCUUAUGGUAAAACAAAGCUUACUUUUAACAAUGAUAAAAAAUUUUUUAAAAAUGAUAAAAAUUCUCUGUGGAUAAAAUAUGACAACUGUACACAAAAUCAGUCGAUUUUUAUGAAUCUACUGUUUGAUUGUAAUGACCAACCAGUAGUAAAACCAGUAAAACCAGUAAAACCAGUAGUAAAUGUAGUAUUUAAACCUAAUGUUAUAUUUUCAGCACUUUGUGAAAAAACUUGUAUUUCAAAUAAUGAUGUUUUGAGCUUUUUAAAAUUAUUAAUUGAUAACGAAAAACAAUCCACAGGUGCUCCAAAGUAA